GACUUCUAUUCCUUCAGCAAUACCACCCCAGGUGUAUUCUAUUAUAAAUAUCAGGUACUUUUGCUCUAAAAUGCAUUUUACAAGCCGCCAAACUAUAUCUUCUACCAGCUUAACUGAUCCAAAAUGUAGCUAUCCCCAAGUCAUUAAUGGGACCGCUGGUCUCUAUUGCGCAAAACUUUGUUUGCCACAUGUAUCUAAUAUCUCAUAUUCGAUUCCACACAUGAACAAUUACUACUUCGUUCAGUUAAAACUGCCUACAUCAUUAGCCAACACCUGCUUUGUGCCGUCAACGAUGCAAGCUGAUCAGAGUUUGCAUGGCAUUGACCAACAAUGUCGAGUUUUUUAUCUCACGGUAGAUCCACUGGUGGUAUGAUUUCCUCCACUCCUCUAGAUGCUCAUGUUAUUUAAUUUGACACUUCUAUAGCCACCAAUUUAACAUGCAUUCAAUGACAUUUUUUUAUUUUUUUCAAUUGUUAAUAUACCUUUCGCUGAUAUUUACAAUUUUCUCUUUUAUCCAUAACAGAAUAUGCAUGCUUUACCAAACCUGUUCUAUCGAAAGUACUAUCAUUACCUAGGCAAUCGGAUGAAAAUAGUGGAUGCUAAUCGUAACACUGUCCAUCUACAGAUUAUCAAAGGGUAUAUGACGGCCUACAUUGUGGAAGAGUUUGAUCAUUUGGUUCACGUAUAUCGCCUUUUAAAUGGAGGUAUUAUGAAGCUGAGGUUCCUAUUCAAUGAUAUCUUUUAUGGGAUCAAGGUGGGGGAUGAUAAGAUGGCUAGCAUUCCAAUCGUCUUUUCUCUAGGACUCGCACACAGAUCAUAUUUCACAAAAAGAAAAAGAUAUGGUUCCACCCGAUCCUUUUUUCGAUGAGAUUGAGACAUUCCAUCAUGAAACGUACAAGCAAAAGAAGAAGAAUAAGAAAAGGAUGCGUACCUCAACUUCUCAACUGCUUAUAAAUGCAGAUGUUGCACACUCAGAAGAGACCAAUCCUUCAUGUACCUAUGUUCAUCAUUCAAAGCCUCUGGAUAUUAAUCUUAACGAGCUCUUCAAGAUCGACGAUGAUGAUCCUGCUGACUCGGACAAUCUUGGGCCAGAGAUCGUGGAAGAUACUGCUUGCACUACUCGAGCUGAGAUCGACGACAGUACAUACUUUGUCAUACCAAUCAAGUUUCGUCAAUUCAUCACAACAGCAGCUAACGAACAGUUUGUAGAGCUCCCAAACCAUCCGCUACACUGUGCCCAACAGAACUCGCCAACUUUCACACAGUUUAUACCCAUCAAUCGUCCAAUCGGCUCUAUCUAUGACACAUAUGUUUGCUUCAUUACCAUCCAUGAGGCUCGCAGCUGCUCUAUAGUUCUACCCACUGAUUUUGCAGUAUGUGCAUUCCCUUCUAGGAUGGACUUUGUAUGCCUUCGACAUAUUGGAGGCGUUGAUUACAAUAUGGAAAUUCACUGGAUGUAUAUCCUUUCAUUCGUCGAGGUACAACUUAUCAGGGGAUGGCGAUACUUUGUUAGGAAUAACCACUUGAGGCCAGGUAGUAAAAUUAGACUUACCGUCUCAUCCUUGAAUGAGUCAGUAAUGUACACGGAGCUUAUCAAACUAUGAUCAACACAACCUUCAGUAUAGGUAAAUAAAUGUUAAUGAAGGUAUAACAAGUAUUUUGUCGAGUCACUCUAGGAACCAUUGAUCACAUCGACCCUUUAAGAAAUAACAUUCAUAUUGCUUAUCAUAUUACAUUGUUAGAUGUAUAUCAUGGUUCAUGGAGUUACUUUUCAAUGCACACCAUGGAACCCCCUUUUGUAUAAGUGAUGAGAAAGUUCCUUAAGUUAAUGUAAUCACUCCGUGUAGAAUCUAUCACCCUGUAGUUACUAAUUAUGUGGGUAUUGACUUCUCUUUUUUUUAAUACCAAAUACUUAUCACUUAUGUGGAAUGAUUUGACGGCUUAAAUUCAGCUACAUGAGAUAGGGAAACUUAGUUACCAUAGUGUGAAUUUAUAAGCACAGACAUGAGCAGCAUAUCCAUUUAAGCACAAUGACUAAUGACUAAUAUAGACCAUUGUUAAC
Messenger RNA from Arachis ipaensis, 2062 nucleotides. NCBI's taxonomy places the organism in Eukaryota, Viridiplantae, Streptophyta, Magnoliopsida, Fabales, Fabaceae. The record is from RefSeq and is a predicted model, not a curated record.